AGCGGGGAGUCAGCAGCCUACUCUUCACCCAGCAGCCACCUGAAAACAGGAUCUCAGCCUCCAGGAGACAAGGUGUGAAUGAUUCUCCAUGGGAAGGGAAGGUUCUGGAUUCCAGCUGUGGUUCCCUAGCCUCCCGUGACAACUCAGCCUCUCAUCCCUUCUGGAACAGUGGGUGUAUCCUGAACUCUAAACUCACCUCUUUGAUCUAUUUCUUCUAUCAAAUAUUUACCAGUCAUGGAUCCAGAAGAGUCCAUCCCUGAUGAACACCUGCUCCAAGGAGAAGAGAGGCAGGAGCUCCAUGAGAUGCUGAGAGAAGUGGGAUUGGAUGCUGCGUACUGGUUGCCCAAACUACAAGAACAGAUGGGUGUGACCUGUGUCCAAGCCUUACAAUACUUAGAAGAAAAGGACUUUCAGGAGCUGAAAUCCCAGGCACAACAUCCUUGGGAAAAACGGGCCCUAGGAAAACUUCUUAAAGUGUCACACUCAAAUACUCUUUCCAGUUUACAGGAGUUUCAGAAGAACAAGCAGAAGCAGGCAGAGAAAGCACUGCAGGAGUUGAAGGAUUUGCUGUCAGGGGGGAGGCAGCGACAGGAAGAGGCUGUAAAGACAAAGGAAGCAGAACUGAGGCAAGCAAUGGACAUCCCAAGAGAGUACUGGCCAGCCCCUGAGAAAUCUCUACGGGAAGUCCUGGAAAACAUACACAGACAACUCAGUAGCAUGCAGGGGACAGUGACCCGCAGCCAAAACCUGGAAGAUGAAGAGCUGGUGAGAAGGGCAUCUGGAGGGCUGGCCCUGCAGGGAAUUUACAAAUCCAGCAACCAAGGAGACCUGAUCAAGAAGAGAGAGGAACUGAUCAGACUCCCAAAAAAUUUCUCCCUCUUUGGUCCUGAGCAGGGCACCCGAAUGGAAACAAAAGAAUUUUCAUCUUCUCAAGCAGAAUCUGAAUUCACCCAAACUAUUGAGAAGCUGGGCUUCAGUGCCACAGCCUCAGCCAAGGGUGGAGGUUGGGGUUUCAGCAUGGAAGCGGGCAUGGACCAGAGUCAACAUUCGGAAUCCCAAAAGAGUCAGCAGUCACGUUCUGAGGACUCUUAUUUCUGCACAACCAAGUUCAGCUACAUGCCAUUGGCCUCAUGUCACUUUCCCAUUGACCAGCUCCAGUUCUCCAAGGCUGCUCUCCAAGAACUGAAAUGUAUUGAAGACCUCCUGGGACCACCUGAAGGUCCAGACACACUGCCCUUGGUGAGGCGCAGGACGGAGGCCUUCUUCCACAGGUUUGGCUCUCAUGCUAACCAGGGCCCUCUGCACCUGGGAGGAAUCUACUGGUGGAAGGCUGUUUCAGAGGGUUUCAAAUGUGAGCAACUGGCAGAAGUGAAACAGCAGUCAGCAGAGGCUCUGGAUAUUUACAUAAUGGGCAGCUACAGUGGCUUUGGAGUGAACAUUGCGGCAGGUGUGGACAUUUCCGACUCUCAUGCAAAUGUGACGUGUCAGAGAAGUAGCUUCCCAAACCUCCAAACCAAAGUCCAAUUAUCAGUGGCUCAGACAGGUGGACCACCAGAGGCGGAUGGCUUUUCCCAGUGGAAAUCGGGGCUUGUUGCCAACAAUCAAACCUGGUGCGUCAUUGACCGGGGGCUUCAGCUGGUGCCCAUUUGGGACAUCAUCAUCUCCAACCACAGAAGUGAUUUUAAGGAUCCUCUUCGGCUGGCUAACUGCCUAAUAGACAGUUACACUGCACUAACUGGCCUCACGGCUCAGAUUCAAAGUGGAGAGGAAUUCCUUACUGCUGACAAGGAAAUAAGGGUUUUCCUAGAGGAUGUGAAAUCUUGGGAUGUAUCUGAUCCCGAAGAGCAACUGGGAACACUGAUAGAUUUCAUGCAAACUUUGAGUCAGAAAGUUAGAAGUUAUGACACCUGGAUUAACAUGUGCCUCACAGAUUGCAACUUGCAGAAUUUUCUGGUGGACACUUUCAACUUCUGCAAGGAGUCUUCCCAUCUUGAUAUUAAGUUUAUUACAUCUCAGUUGCGUACUCUUCUGGAUCCUCACAUCUACAAAGUGAAAAAUUUCUCUCAAGCUCAUUCCAUCAUGCAGUGGAUCUUCGGACCAGAGUCAUGCCACGAGCAAGUCUACAUCUCUCAAUUAUCUGAAUUAACUCAAAUCUUAAAGGAGACUCAUAAGGCCCUCGUGGAAUUGCAGGCCAACGCUGAUUCUCAGGAAUCAAUUGAGGAAGCUCAAAGAAAAGCUACUUAUAAGAUCAGCUCAUCUCUCCAGUCCUUCUUGGAUAACCUUCGGGAAAUGGGGCAGCUGGACACACAUCUCUUGCUACUUUCCAUUGCAGCUGGGGCAGGUUACCGCAUGGUGCACAACACUUUUCAGUAUCUGCUGGGGUGUGAUGAGGUAGGCUACCUGCUGCAUGAAAUGGAAAGUGUUCAUGAUAAAUACCACGAGCUGAAAAUUAUUUGCAGUUAUGGGGCUCAGGCUUUCCUGGUGCUCACGGGUCUGACAGCCACAGUAGGAAUUGGAGCGGUUUCUCCAGAGAAGAAAGCAGAACGGUUAGCAUUCCUGAGAGAACGCAUUGGGCGAUCCAUGUCUAAAGAAGUUGAAUGUGUCCUCACCAAAUUUGGGGCAGAUCGUGAUUGGGAAAACCUGGAGAAAGACUUGAGACAGCUGGUUGAUGGGAAUUACGAUGUUGCUGUGUCUUCUUUGCAAAUGGAUGAGGUGAUAAAGCAAUUAAGAGGUCUCUGCAGUGGAAAGAGACAGCCCCAAGAGGCAGAUCACAAUGAAAAUAACAAAACCGAAGGGAUCAGAAAUGAAGCCUUCCGAAAUUUGCUUCAGCGUCUAGGCCUAGAACAGUACUACCCAAAGAAGAUGGGCAGAGCGAACUUUCAUCUCAUCUACAAGGCCUCUGUGUUUAACACCCAGCCCAGCUGUGAAGGAGAGCUUCCCUUCUAUUUUCUGCAGAAGCUCCUGAUGCUUGACUAUAAUCUGAGAUACCUGGUCUUCAAAGCUGGUGAGAACACAAAAGACUCUGUCUCUGCAGGUGCCUCAAGCUCUGAAAAUGAAGCUUUUGACCUAUAUGAUGAAAUCUUUGAAGACAUUGACAAUUCCAGUAAUACUUUAGCCCUUGAUCAGAAGCACAUUCACCCAAUGGAUAUUCAGAUGGCGAUUUAUCACUGUGCAGAUGACUUUUCCAGACAAUAUGUUUUUGCCAAACUUUCCGUUUGUCAGUUUGCUCUUCCUCUUUUGGUACCAAAUCCCUGCACUUCCCAACUUGAAUUCUCUCUCUGGUCUCUCGGUCAGAUCAGAAGAAGUUGGCAGCAAGCAGAAAAAUCAGUCCACGAGAAGAAGAGCAAUUACAAGAACCAGCAGAUAUGUGCUGUAUGUACACCCAUUGUGUCCUUCCUUCGAGUUGGAAAUAGCUUCUCUGCCUCCAAAUCUCUGAUCAUGAACUUGCUUGUCAGUAAACGGAAACAUGAUGUCUUUUUCCACCGACACUGCACAGGGAGCAGCAGAGACUGUCUCUUGAUGAGGGGUGUGGUGGAAAUCUGCUGGUUCUGUCCAGGUGGCGAAGAGGAGGACAGAUUUGACAACUGUGUGACGUUCACCAAUCUCCACGGUGAUGCAAAGGACCACAAACAACAGCUCCUUUUCUUGCAGGAAAUAUCUUCUCUCAUUGUGAUCCUCAUGUCAACAUCUGAUAGCAAUAAUGAAAACCGAAAAGUUGUUCGUGAUUUGUGGCAGUCCUCAAAGCCUCUGAUCUGUUUGCUUGAUGACAAAGAAAAAACCAUGGCCAAUAAUGCCAGCCAGAAAGUGAGAAUUGGGAUCAAAAAUAGAAAUGAGGCCGAAUUAACAGACGAGCUCAAAUGUACAAUCAGACGCUUGCUGGCGCUAUCAGAUAAGGCACUCAGCUUACAGGACUGUGCUCAAAUUGCUCACCAGCAAGGGUUCCUAAUAGAUGAAGACCAGAGAGAUUGUAAAGAAGCCAAAGGAAAGGCACAAGCACUCCUUGCGCUCUUGGGAGAAACAAAGUUGUCUAAGAUGAAGGAAAACUUACUGCCCCUACAAGGACAGCUCUGGCACCUUUGGUGUAAGAAGGAUAAAGAACUCUAUCAUCUGAGAGAAAAAGGAAACAGGAGCAUUGAGCAACACAAGAGUGACAUCGAGACAGAAAAACAACGAAUACGGCAUGAGCAGUUGGCCAAAGCCUUUCCUCUGAAUGAUUUAAUGCGAUCUGUCCUGGAAAUCCUCCAAGAAAAUUCUGAAACUCACACCAAACUUUACUUCCUGCAGUGGCUGAGUGUGUUUUUGACCAACCUAACCAUAGAACCCUUGGAGAAACUGCGUGAGAAGCAAAGCUCUUUGUGGGCACAGCUUCAAACAGAAAAGCAAAAAGUCCCAAAGAGUCGCUCCCUCAGAAGCUUGCAGAAUACUAUCGAAGCCAUCUGCAAAGAGAUUAAUGAUUGUAGCUUGGGAACUGAGCACCUUCUCAGAGAAGUGGGACAGAUCUAUGAAGCACUAGAGGAAGUUUCCUCCACAAAAGAUGCCCUUUUCCUCUCCCUUCCCCAAAUAGCUGCGGACCUGAUGAUAGCAGGGGCUGCUGUUGAGCUGAUGGAUGGAGAAGCAUCCUAUGUCCCUCUGAAAUGGGUGGCAGCGGUUUUCGACAAGGUCUCUGAGAAACUUGGUAACAAAAAAGUGUUUGUUCUCUCUAUUCUUGGCCUACAGAGUUCAGGGAAAUCUACUCUGCUGAAUGCGCUUUUUGGGCUGCAAUUCACGGUCAGUGCAGGGAGGUGCACCCGGGGGGCCUAUAUGCAGCUUCUGAAGGUGGACGAGCCAUUCACAGAAGAACUCGGCUUUGACUUUAUGCUUGUUGUGGACACAGAAGGACUUCGGGCCCCGGAACUCUACAACAAGUCCCAGAAUCGGGAUAAUGAGUUAGCAACCUUCGUCAUUGGACUGGGAAACUUGACUCUCAUCAAUAUUUUUGGAGAGAACCCAUCAGAGAUGCAGGAUAUUUUACAAAUAGUUGUCCAGGCCUUUCUCAGGAUGAAACAAGUUAAAAUCUCCCCUAGUUGCCUGUUUGUGCAUCAGAAUGUGGGGGAAGUUACAGCUAAAGACCAAAUGAUGGAAGGACGGAGACGGCUGGAGCAGAGACUAGAUGAAAUGGCAGCAAUAGCAGCUGAACAAGAACAGUGCUCAGAUGUGACCCGAUUCAGCGAUGUCAUUAAGUUUGAUGUCAAUAAUCACGUCUACUACUUUGCUCACCUCUGGGAUGGCAACCCUCCAAUGGCCCCUCCCAAUCCUCGUUACAGCCACAAUGUCCAAGAACUGAAAAGCAGAAUUAUUAGGACUGCCAAAGAGGAAUCCAGGGGUAGCAUCAUGAAAUUAUCAGAAGUGAAAUAUCGAGUUCAGGAUUUGUGGAGGGCCCUAGUGAAUGAAAACUUUAUUUUCAGCUUCAGGAAUACCAAAGAGGUCAUGGCCAUGAGCAAACUGGAAACCAUGUAUAACCGCUGGACCUGGUUGCUGAGGAGUGAUGUACUAGAGUUGCAGAACACGUUGACCAACCAGAUUCAGAAUGGGAAAAUCCAGAUCAUCAAAAUGAGCACAAUCGAGGCACCAGUGACAGAAAAAUAUGGAGCCAUCCAGCUAGAGCUUGAAAAGUUCUUUACUGAAGACCCAGAUAAUGAAAUACUGGUUCAGUGGAGAGCUAAUUUUGAGCAUAAAUUGAUGAUGCUUAAAGAGGCCCUUCUUUCAGAAAGCAAAAGAAAAGCUGAAGAGCUUAUUUCUUUAAAGAAAAGCCAAGAAAAACUGGAUGCAAAGAAGUCAGGUUAUGAAAUGGAAUUAUUGGAAAGAAGCCGAAGGUUGGCUUUAACUGUCAAAGACAAAGAACUGAGUGAGAAAGAGCUGCAUGAGAAAUUCAAUCAGCUUUGGGAAAAAUGGGUCUAUGAUGUAGCGUCAAAUGCCCCUCCACACACGGAGCCUGACAUUGAUGUGGAUUGUGAAAACAUUAUUUUGGAGUAUUACAAAAAGGAGAUAGAUGUGGCAAGCAGCCUAAAGAGUAAUUUCAGCCAAAUAUUUGACAUCAAUUAUGAUAAACAUAUCCAAAUGAGCAGGAGUUGGGGAUUGAAAAAGACAUUGGAGGUCCAGGAUAAAGAGUGCAUAAAUAUGAUGACUGAAAGCAUUUUGUCAAGGUUUCAUGAAAUUAUUCACAACAUUGGAAGGCAACAAUGUGGUUACAAUCCAAGUUAUUUCCAUGAAAUCUUGGGAAUGAUAGAUGAGAAGGUGACAUCUGCGCCCACUGAGAAUAGAUAUGUAUUCACAAAUGCAUAUAAGAUUGACUUGUCUUUGUGUUUGUUUCAAAGAGCAACAGAGAAAUUUAAGCAGCUGCACAAGGCAUUUCAGAGAGCAAAUGAUCCUGUGCACUACCUGGAAAGCAAGAAAGAUGACUUCUUCAUGAGUUUUCAGAUCUCUUGCCAAGGAGCCACCUCUGUCAAAGCAUUUGUUGAUUUUCUGUGGCAGAAACUCACUCCUGCUGCCUCCACUGCCAUAUUGAAAAAAUUGGCCCAUCAAGUCGCUGGGGACAUGAGGGCUAACACCCCUGCAUUCAAUGAAAAUAGAGCAAACCUGGAGAAGCACAUUCUUAUCUCUCUGGCAGAAGAAGAAAACUUUUCUAAAUACUGGGAGUACAUUCAUAAGCCACAGGAAUUUUUUAAUACUUACAUUGAACAGCAGAUUCAAAGAUACUGCUCAGAAAACAGUGGUGACCGAAUAAAGAUAUUUUUAAAAAUCACUGUAGAUGACAUUAAGGGCAUCAUCCGCAAAGCCAUUCGUGAAUCCACUGCAGUAGCCAAGGAUAAGAGCAGCACUGCAUCUGAAUGGUUGGAUCUGUUCUGUGAUCACUUGAAAGAUAAUUUGGUGUUUCCACGAAAAGCCCUGGUAAGCAUUGAACACCAAGAAAUCCAAGAUACUGAAUUUCUCAAGGAGGCCAUGAGUAAAGCCUUGGAUCCCACAAUGGACAGAAUAGAACAGGACUCUCUGACUAUUGCUAUAGAACAAAUCAUUCCUGAAAUUAGAAAUUUUCUCUCUGUACAUCUCUGUGGCUGCUGGAAACAGUGCCCCCGCUGUAAGGCAAUUUGUACAAACACAAUUUCUACACAUGACGGAGACCACAGUGUUCCCUUCCAUCGUCCUGGGGCUGUCAAUGGAUUUCACUGGUAUCUAACAAAUCACUUUAGCAUUGACUGCUGUACCACUAUGGUAGCCAGUGACUAUUACUUGUUUUUGAGUGAUGGCAGGCAAGUCCCAUUUAAGAACUACCGGCAGGCAGGAGGGGAUUAUGCUACAUGGAGCAUUACCCCGGAUUCAUCCUCCCAGCCCUACUGGAAAUGGUUUAUAUGUCAUUUCAGACAGAAUCUUGAACAAAAAUAUGGGUAUAGAUUCUCAGACAGAGGUCAAAUCCCUAGUGCCUGGACCUAUAUCACAAAGCAGCAAGUGAUCCAUGACUUGAAAAAUCAGUAAUAUUCAGGGACUACAAAGAGGCUCUACAAUCUGAACAAGGGAGCCACAGGGCUGAAAAAAUAUCUUAUAACACUUCUGCCUGAGAAUGAACACCUUUUGAGAUCUCUUCUAAAAUAGAGUCCCUAAAUAUCCAUCAAUAAAUAAAUCUAGAGUUCAAAAUUCCCAAUAGAAAUGAGACAGACUAGAGCUUUCAAGGACCAUCGUGACCAACUGACCAUUCAAUUACUGACCCCAGCAAACAGAUCAGACUCAAGAAAACAGAAUAGGCUCAUUGUAGGGUUGGCCACCCUAUUUACUACUCCCAAGAUGUUUUUCUUUCUUUAUUCUUCUUUCUACUUAGCUGUUUGUAGAAACUUAGCUAAGAAACAGCUUUAAGCAGUUGCAUGUCUUUGCCCAGGAAAAAUCCUACUGACUUCAGCUUCCCCAGACCAAAAGCAUUCAUAUCAAGACACCAAAAGCUACCGGACACAUGUCAAAGAUGCCCAUUGGUUUCCGCCCAGACAUCUUUCCAAAGCAAGGAGUCUGGCAGCUUCCAUAAGAAAAGCUCACCCAAUCCCUGAUGAAUCUUUCUUCCGUGAUCGAACUGAUUCUGACUCAUACUGUCCUUAUAGAACAGGGAAGAACUACCCCUAUGGGUUUCCUAAAGGGCACGGAAGUAGAAAAUGUCAUCAUUUUCCCAAAGAGCAGCUAGUGGUUUCACACUGCUGACCUUGGAGUUAGCAGUCCAACAUGCAACACACUAUGCCACCAGGGCUCCUACUCCUAAAGAGUAGAUUGAAAUUCCCAGAAAUAAAGUGAAUAUGUCUACUUCCCUUUUUCUCAUAGGCAUUGAAGAUUCCUGCACCAUUGGCUCCAGGAGACAGUGUAUUGAAAGCUAUCUCCCUGCCGUCUUAAUUGUUGCAAGCAAUAAAGUAUGCUCUGUUCUAGGUCCACAGAACUCUACAAUAUUCUUAUGUUGAGGACAAAUGACAAACUAACUGUUUCUGACGAUAAAAGACUUCAUUUUUAUCCACUCAAUUCCUUCUGGUUUAAAACCCAACUACUAAUGCUAAAUAGGUGUUGGAGAUUAUACAACAAUACACAUAUGUACAAAUACAGGUAUGGUUGUGGAUAGUUCUACAUAAAUAUCUGUAAAUAGUGCAUGUAUACACGACUCAAAUAUAAACACAUAUAUAAAUACAUAUAAUAAAAAACAUAAGACACACAGCCAUAGAAACUAUUUAGACAUCUGAGCAAAACUACUUGUCUCUUCUCACCUUGAGCACAGGAGAAUUAAGAAAGUCAAAGACUCAAAGAUGCAGUUUGUCAGCCCACCUGAGCCAUAACCUCCUCAUCCUGAGACCAGAACUAGAUCAUACCCGGAUCCUAGGACAAAAGUCUCUAAUCAAAAUGAAAAUAGAAGGUCCUGAUUUAAAAUAAGGGAAAAAAUAGAAUGAAAUUGAAAUUUUUAAAAAGACCAGAUAGUCCAGUCUGAAAGAGACUAGAGGAACCCCAGAGAGUAUUAUCCUAAGACAUCCUUCUUACUUGAAAUUAAAAGCACUCCUGGACACCACCAAAUAACAGGUGGGCUUGUAAAAUAAACAAUAACCCCCUUGAAGAAUGUGCUCCUCAGAACAAGACUUAAAGAGCAACUUUAAAAAAGAGAGAGAGAGGAAAAGACAAGGCAGGAAGAGAACCCUGACCAAUAGAAGCAGGGAACCUAGGGAGGAAAUAGGGAGAGACCUAACACGGUGUGGGGAUUGCAACCAAUGUCAUGAAACAAUUUGUGGAUGAACCAUCGACUUAGAAAACUAAUUUGCUAUGUAAACUUUCAUCUAAAGCAUAAUAAAACAUUAAA
This is a messenger RNA of Echinops telfairi (small Madagascar hedgehog), 9346 nucleotides long. RefSeq names its product interferon-induced very large GTPase 1-like. The record is from RefSeq and is a predicted model, not a curated record. The transcript is spliced from 3 exons. Lineage: Eukaryota; Metazoa; Chordata; Mammalia; Afrosoricida; Tenrecidae. Gene Ontology annotation, molecular function: GTP binding. Bases 235 to 7509 code for a protein of 2424 amino acids.